GAAAUUUCUAGAAAAUUAUUAUCCAAGAUUGGUUGAAUGAUUGUUCACCUCACUGUCUCAGAAACGCUAGUAUAGAUUUAUUGAACGAUUUGAGUUUGUUAACUGGGAAGGAAUCAUCAUCAUCCUGUGUUGAUUGUUUCGGAUAAUCGAGAAAGAACAAGACGUUUCUCCGAUUUGUACAAUUAAUUGGAGAUAGUUCAAGCAGUUCUACUAGCUUUUCGGUACAAUUCUAGUUGAUUCGUGAAGCAGGUGCUGCGAUGCGGAUGAUAAUCUUACACGUGGGGGAGUGUACCAUGCUUUUAAUGGCGAGGCGUGAACAUUAUACAUUGCAUCGCGAAACUUUGCGCGCAGCGCCAAAAAACGGCGUUGUUAAGGUCCCGCCACGCGAAAGCAGAUUGAGGGAUAAUGGCAAAGUGGGGCGAGGGAGAUCCACGGUGGAUUGUUGAAGAGAGGCCUGAUGCCACUAACGUCAAUAAUUGGCAUUGGACGGAGAAGAAUGCCUGCGCCUGGUCCCAGGACAAGCUCAAAGAGUUGUUCAAGGACUUUAAAAUCGAGGGAGAUAAAGUUAAUGUGAAUAUAGCUGAUAUGGAAACUUGUGAGGGAGAGGCAAUAGUAAACAAUCGAAAAGGAAAGCUGAUAUUUUUUUACGAAUGGAAUUUAGUCUUGAAGUGGAUGUCCACGGAGGAUAAGACAAUCGAAGGAAAGAUCAAUAUUCCGAAUCUUUCUGAAGAAAAUGACAUUUCUGAAGUUGACAUCGAAAUUACUUUAAAAGACAGUAAUGACGAGGGAGAGAAAGUGAAACACUUCCUCCAUACUAAAGGAAAGGACUUCAUUCGAGAACGACUAAAAGCGUAUGUGACAGCGUUAAAGCAAGAAUUUACCAAGGGUAUGAUCCUUCCCAAGAAGGAUGAGAACCAGGUAAUAACGAAGAAUUGUAAGACCGCCAUAAAUGUAAAAGCACAAAUGAAUACCACCAUUGUAUCAAAUAAUAAAUCCCUUGGAUACAAGAUCUCCACAACCACUGUCAAACAGCAUCAUAAGUUCCAGUGUCGAGCCCAGGACUUUUUCAAUGUUUUUACUACUACAGAGAUGGUCCAAGCUUUUACAAAAGGACCUGUAAAACUAGACUCCAAGAAAGAGGGGAAAUUCGAACUCUUCGGUGGUAAUAUCCACGGAGAAUUCGUGGACUUGUCGCCAACUAAAAUAGUACAAAAAUGGAGAUGCAAACAUUGGCCAGAAGGGCAUUUUAGCGAAGUUAUACUGGAUAUUAGUGAGAAAUCAGACCAUACUGAAGUCGAUCUCACUCAAAAUGGGGUUCCAUGCAGUGAGGAAGAUUCAACAAAAGAAAACUGGGACAGAUACUAUUGGGACCCCAUAAAGCGAACUUUCGGUUUUGGUUACUUCAUGUGAUCGAAAUUCUCUCUACACCGUAUUUAUUUAUUGAUAAGUAGCACGAUGGGAUAACUCCAACCAAAAAAGAAAUGGAAAAUUGAUACAAAAAAUAAAACUCAAUGAUGGAGCAGAUACAGAACCAUUUUGUCUUCAACUUUGUAAAAAAGUGGUAAAACCUAACAUUUCCAUGCUUCAUAACUUGCCCAUAUUACCAUUACAUUUAUCUUGAGAACGAGAGGAAACAUCAAAAACGGUUCAAAGACCUUUUAUGCAGAGAAUUGAAUUUACAACAAAAACUUACGUCUCUAAACAUAUGAAAAAUCGAAUUUCCUUUUCCAACUGGUUUUGUUAGGUUCCACCACGGUACCGACACAGAAAUCAAUGCUUUAUCGAUUAAUCAUGAUGGAUUGAUGAUAAUUGAAUAUAGCUAAUUGUGGAAUUCGAGUAAUGCUAAUCACAAUCAGCAUUAUAUCAGAAUUAUAAAUAUGAAUUUAGUUUUAAUUGUCGUAAAUAAAUGAUGAUCAAUCCUGA
Diachasmimorpha longicaudata is the source of this 1923-nucleotide messenger RNA. Its product is annotated as activator of 90 kDa heat shock protein ATPase homolog 1. The transcript has 8 exons. Gene Ontology annotation, molecular function: protein-folding chaperone binding; ATPase activator activity. NCBI's taxonomy places the organism in Eukaryota, Metazoa, Arthropoda, Insecta, Hymenoptera, Braconidae. Gene Ontology annotation, biological process: positive regulation of ATP-dependent activity; protein folding. The record is from RefSeq and is a predicted model, not a curated record. Gene Ontology annotation, cellular component: cytosol. The coding region runs from base 406 to 1410 and encodes 334 amino acids.